This is a messenger RNA of Amoebophrya sp. A120, 214 nucleotides long. The record is from the annotation of a GenBank genome assembly. Lineage: Eukaryota; Dinophyceae; Syndiniales; Amoebophryaceae.
CGGGCUUCAGCCGACAGGUAACUCUGUUGCUUCGCCCUCACAACCAUUUCCAUUCGACACAGUAGUGGCUCACUUCUUCUCGUCGAACAGGCGUGGCGUCUGGGCACUCCGGGCACGGGCCCUAGCGGACACCAAUCGCCUAGUGGUCACCAACCGGCUGUGGUCAGCGCCACAAAUCCAAACUUUGCGCCCCGAGCUCUCUCGCUGUGGUUUG